CAGAUACAGGCACAAUCACGCUGAAUUGCUGAUACUACUCGUGUUAUGUAAUUGAACUGUGUUUGUUUCUUAGAUUCUUUAACGUCUUAGGAACUCAUCCUUGGCGAUGGAUUCCGAAAUAAUCACGUGUGGCUUCUAUUUCCUCCUUUUUGUGCAUGUCACAUAUGGAGACAUGAGCUAUUCUUUUCCAGAGGAGAUGAAGCGAGGAUCAAUUAUUGGAAAUAUGGCCAAGGAUCUCGGGCUGGAGACGGGCACGCUCUCUAACAGAAGAGCCCGUAUUGACACCGAUGGGACAGACAAACGUUACUGUGACAUAAACCUGAACAACGGAGAGUUGAUUGUUGCCGACAAGAUUGACCGAGAGGGGCUUUGUGGAGAAAAGGCUUCGUGCAUCCUAAAACAUGAGCUGGUGCUGGAGAAUCCUCUCGAGCUACAUCGGAUCAGUCUUCACAUUCAAGAUAUUAAUGAUAACUCGCCACAAUUUAAGGAAGAAUUGAUAAAUAUUGAAAUUCGAGAGUCGGCAGACAGGGGGGCUCGUUUUGUGAUAGAGGAGGCGCACGAUGCGGAUGUAGGACAAAAUUCAGUUCAGCAGUACAGCCUCAAAAAGAAUGAUAAUUUCAUUUUGGCCGUUGAUGGAAAUACAAUAGAGCUUGUUCUUGAAAAAGAGCUUGAUCGUGAAAAACAACAAGAGAUCAAUUUGCUCCUUACAGCUCUAGAUGGUGGCUCUCCUCAGAGAUCAGGUACUGUAGUAAUACACGUCACUGUACUGGAUGCUAAUGAUAACGCCCCAGUGUUUAGCCAGGCCGUUUAUAAAGCCAGUCUGCCUGAAAACUCUCCUGUAGAUACUGUAGUGGUCACAGUGAGUGCUACUGAUGCAGACGAGGGAGUCAAUGGAGAUGUGACGUAUGAAUUUGGACAUGUCACUGAAGAUGUGAAGAAGAUAUUUAGUAUUGACCGUAAAGUGGGAGAGAUACGAGUAAUUGGUGCUGUUGACUAUGAAACUUCGACAUCAUUUGAAAUACGUGUUAAAGCGAAAGAUGGGUUAGGGCUGUCAUCUUAUGCUAAAGUCAUAAUUUCUAUCACUGAUGUGAAUGACAACGCCCCUGUAGUCAAUUUGAAAUCUCUGACUAACUCCAUACCUGAAGAUACCCUACCUGGUACAGAGGUGGGCAUCAUUAACGUGCAGGAUAGAGAUUCUGAGAAUAACAGACAGGUCCGCUGCUCCAUUCAACAAAACGUCCCUUUUAAGUUGGUUCCUUCUAUUAAAAACUAUUAUUCUCUGGUGACCACAGGACAACUGGACCGUGAACUAGUGUCUGAUUACAACAUUACAAUCACUGCCACUGACGAGGGCUCUCCACCUCUGUCCUCCUCUAAAACUGUUCAGUUAUCUGUAGCAGACAUCAACGACAACCCACCUGUGUUUGAGGAACAGUCCUACAGCGCAUAUGUGACUGAAAAUAACAAACCUGGCUCCACUUUAUGUUCCGUUACUGCUCGAGACCCCGACUGGAGACAAAACGGUACAGUGAUUUAUUCUCUGUUACCCGGUGAGGUGAACGGUGCCCCGGUGUCCUCCUAUCUAUCUGUUAACGGAGACACGGGGGUGAUCCACGCUGUGAGGUCGUUUGAUUAUGAACAGUUCAGGAGUUUUAAAGUCCACGUGAUGGCCAGAGACAACGGUUCUCCUCCGCUCAGCAGCAACGUGACCGUCAGUGUCUUCAUAUCGGAUGUGAAUGACAACUCUCCUCAGAUACUGUACCCCGCCCCGGAGGGCAACUCCUUCAUGACCGAGCUGGUCCCCAAAGCUGCACACGGAGGCUCUCUGGUGUCCAAAGUGAUAGCGGUGGACGCGGACUCCGGACAGAACGCCUGGCUGUCCUAUCAUAUAGUCAAAUCCACUGAUCCGGGACUUUUCACUAUUGGUCUCCACAGCGGCGAGAUCAGGACACAGCGGGACAUUUCUGAGUCGGACAGCAUGAAACAGAACCUUAUUGUGGCAGUGAAAGAUAACGGACAGCCCUCUCUCUCUGCCACCUGUUCCAUGUAUUUACUUAUUUCUGAUAACUUGGCUGAGGUGCCGGAACUGAAGGAUAUUUCUUAUGAUGAGAAGAACUCCAAACUGACCUCUUACCUGAUCAUCGCGCUGGUGUCUGUGUCCACCUUUUUUCUGACCUUCAUUGUCAUCAUCCUGGGUGUGAGGUUUUGUCGCAGGAGAAAGCCCAGACUGUUGUUUGAUGGAGCAGUUGCCAUCCCCAGCGCUUAUCUCCCUCCUAAUUACGCAGAUGUUGACGGCACAGGGACUUUACGCAGCGCUUACAAUUAUGACGCCUACCUGACAACAGGUUCUAGAACCAGUGACUUUAAGUUUGUGACGUCUUACAAUGACAACACACUGCCUGCUGACCAGACUCUGAGGAAAAGUCCAUCAGACUUUGCUGACGCGUUUGGGGAAUUGGAAGAGUGUUUAGAGGUAUGAAUACACAAAGCAUCAAUUUUGUCAAUUUUUUUGAAAAAAUCAAACACAAUUUCCUUUCAAACUUUAAUUUAAGUCGUCUUAUAGCUGGUAUUUACAAACUCAGAGCAUUUUUUUUCUACUUCGCUGAUAAUAACGAGUUGUGGUGCAUAAUUGUAUUUUGUGCGUUUGUAUCUUUUCGUAUGUCUGUUCAUUUCGGUCUAAACCAGUUUUUUCGGUUCUUUGAUUAAUUUCAUUAAUCUUCCUAACAAGCUUUUUGUUUAGUUUGCAAAAUCGAUUUAAUUUCAACCAUGGCCACUUUAAUUUUCAUAC
Sander lucioperca (pikeperch) is the source of this 2788-nucleotide messenger RNA. RefSeq names its product protocadherin gamma-A4-like. Bases 107 to 2479 code for a protein of 790 amino acids. Gene Ontology annotation, cellular component: plasma membrane. The record is from RefSeq and is a predicted model, not a curated record. Gene Ontology annotation, molecular function: calcium ion binding. The transcript has a single exon. Lineage: Eukaryota; Metazoa; Chordata; Actinopteri; Perciformes; Percidae. Gene Ontology annotation, biological process: homophilic cell-cell adhesion.